AUGUCAACAUCAGAACUUGUGUACACCCCAAUCGAGGAAAUCGCGAAAAUUCGCGACAACCUCCGAGCAGGAUUCGCGUCUGGAAAGCUGAAAUCGAAUGAAUACAGAAAAUAUCAGAUUACUCAACUCAUUUACUUGGUCAAGGACAACAUGGUUAGAUUCGAGGAAGCGCUAUCCAAAGAUUUGGGGAGACCCGCCUUGGAGGCUCGAAUGAUGGACAUUAUUCCUACCAUCAGCGAGGCUGUCACCCAAUUGAAGAAUGUGGACAAAUGGACGAAGCCAACCAGACCACCCUUCAGUUUUAAUUUUUUCGCUAUGCGACCUUUGAUCAGGAAAGAACCCAAAGGAACUGUUCUUAUAAUCAGUCCCUUCAAUUAUCCUGUUUGGUUGACUCUGGCACCAGUCGCUGGUGCCCUGGCGGCUGGAAACUCUGUCUGCCUCAAGCCCUCGGAAUCAACCCCCGCUACCAGUGCAUUAAUGACUGAACUUGUUGCCAAGUACUUGGACACGGAUCUAGUCAGCUUUGUUAAUGGAGCCAUCCCAGAGACCACGAGACUCCUUGAGCUGCAAUGGGACCAUAGUAACGGAAGAGUCGCCAAGAUUGUGGCAACCGCCGCAGCUAAGCACCUCACUCCCGUCACGCUCGAGCUCGGAGGGAAAUCUCCAGUGAUCAUUGACCCCAAAUGUGACCUCAAGACAGCCGCUAAACGGAUCAUGUGGGGAAAAGUUGUCAACGCGGGACAGACGUGUGUGGCUCCCGAUUACAUUCUCGUACCAAGAGAAUUCCAGGAAACAUUCGUUGACGCCCUCAAGGAAGUAUACGAAGAAUUCUACCCUGACCCCGCAAAACGUGCUGCUGUUCCUGGAUCCUACAGUCGGAUCAUUACUCCUCAGGCUACAGAGCGUAUCUCGGGACUAUUAGAGAAAACUCAGGGCAAAAUCGCCUUCGGUGGUGAAAUCAACAAAGACUCCAAGUAUAUCGCGCCCACUGUUGUAACGGACGUCAAAGCCGAUGAUUCAUUGAUGAGCGAGGAAAUAUUUGGCCCAGUUCUCCCUAUAGUUCCUGUCGACAGCAUCGAAGAUGCUAUUAAGUUCGUGAAUGAACGCGACUAUCCUUUGGCAUUAUACAUUUUCUCCCAAGACAACGAACUUAAAACUAAAGUCUUCAACAAAACUCAAAGUGGAGCCGUCAUUGCCAAUGAAACCCUUAUCCAUCCUGGUGCCGACGGAUUGCCAUUCGGCGGUGUUGGUCCGAGUGGAUACGGCAUGCACACUGGAAAGUAUACCUUCGAUAUGUUCACUCAUUUCCGUGCAUCGAUGGAUUCCCCAAGCUGGAUUGAUUACAUCCUAAAGUUCCGCUUUCCUCCUUACAACACUUCCAAGGAGAAUGCCGUGUUCAGGUUGAUGAACUCUCUCCCAUCUCGUCCGACUGGGCCACCGUCAACCAAGGGCACUGGAAAAUGGUGGGGCAAAUGGUUCAUUCUGGCAUUAGCCAUGGCCGUUGCUGGUGGACUAACGUCGCGGUCGAAGAUGACCGCUGCUUAA
Molecule: messenger RNA, 1545 nt
Organism: Psilocybe cubensis
Lineage: Eukaryota; Fungi; Basidiomycota; Agaricomycetes; Agaricales; Agrocybaceae
Exons: 14
Coding region: 1-1545 (514 amino acids)
Biological process (GO): aldehyde metabolic process
Cellular component (GO): cytoplasm
Molecular function (GO): aldehyde dehydrogenase (NAD+) activity
Source: RefSeq, a predicted model, not a curated record